AUGCAGCUAGAGACGGCGGAACAUUUCCAAAUGAAUAGAGUGUCAGAUUCAAUAAAUUAUUCAAGAGCUGAUGAAAACAAGCAGCAGAAGCACGCUAAAAAUGGGGUAUCCUUAGACAACAAACGUAAACAACAACAACAAUCAGAACAUGUGCAACAACAACAGUUCGGAUUAGCUAUUUAUGCAACAACUAUUGAACAAUUGGAACAGCUGCAACAGUUUUGUACAGCUAAUUAUAUCUCAAUAAAUUGUGCGCAUUGUUUAAUCACUGAUCAUCUACAAUAUUCGCACCUGCAAGAGUAUGUUAGUACAGCUUGCAAUGCAGGUAGAAGUGAAUAUGCACUUGCACUAAUACUUAUUGGAAUUAAUUUCACCAUAACGAAUAAUCAAUUAGAAAAAUUAGUUCUUCCUGUAACUACUACAAAUAAAAAAGUGACCAACGCUGUUCGACCAGUACUGCAGCUGCUACAACAACAUUCCAAUGAAUCAUUAAAUCACUUCCAAGAGCGGCUGAUUAAUUAUUUGCUAUCAACUAUAAACCAUAAAUCUUCUUCAUUGUAUUAUCCAGAAUUGCCUCAGUUUGUACAGCUACCAAGUGGAGCCAAUCUGACGUGUUGGCAUCGUCCCAGCGAAAGAGAUCUACCUCUAUUAAGACAACUUGGUACAACACAUAUACUUACAUUAUUGGGGCAACAAGAACAGCUGAAUACUUUAAUAAAUGCAGUGAAAUCAGCUGGAAUGUAUAGUUUGUAUUGUGAUUUAGAUGGUGCCAACCAAGCCAUGCUGAGUUCUAAAGCUACACUCACAGUCAUUCACCAUCUAUUGCAUGAUGAUCAAUUAUAUUCUCUGUUGCAACAGUCCAAUACAAAACUGCUCGUGCAUUGUGCUGCAGGUGUACAUAGAACAGGCACCAUCAUUCACUUAUUACUUCGCUUUUGUGCUCAAUUAACCAUUCAACAAUCUCAUUUAGCGCUGUUACAAAUGCGAAGAGUAACAGCUGCACAAGUGGGAACACAUAGAAUUGAACUUGUUGAAAGAUUUUUACUGCCCCAGUUACAGUUACAAAUAAAGAAGCAAGUGGUGCAUAUUGAAGAUAGAUUAGCAGCAUUAGUUGUUGAUCAGAAUGAUGAUGAGACUGAGAAUGUUAGUAAUAUCGUGUAG
Molecule: messenger RNA, 1161 nt
Organism: Didymodactylos carnosus
Lineage: Eukaryota; Metazoa; Rotifera; Eurotatoria; Philodinida; Philodinidae
Source: the annotation of a GenBank genome assembly